CGUGACACUGGGUCAAGGUUCAAAGGCUAUGAAUACACAAAUUUCGCCUCUCAACUCCCUUCUCCCUUCAUCUACUCCCAGCCUAACUAGAUUAGCGAGCUGGCGUACCAACAACCAGGAACUUUAAAAAAAUAGGAUAUUAUUUAUUUUAGUCGGAUGUUUACCAAACGUAUUUACUAUUUUGCAACAAUUGUGUGUAGCCUUUAUUGUCGUUAACUCGUGUUUUCAAGAUCUCAAUUUUCAGAGUUGGGUGAUACAGAAGUCAGUGUUGCAUGCUAGUGAUAGUGCAAAGCUACUAUCAUCACUAUGCCCUCUGACAAUCCUGAAGAUGUUGAGUGCUGGCAAAAGAAAUGUGCUGAGCUUGAGAAUAUUAUUAAAACUUUGUCUACGCACUGCAUAAAAGUUGUAGAAAAACACGAAGAGCUGUUAGUAAAUUACAAGAAAAACCAAGAUCAGUAUAACAUCAUAGUUCAAAAACUGAAAGAAAAGGGAGAUCAAAUUAAAAAAGCUAAAGAUGUUCUGGGCCCAGUAACUCAAGAAUAUGAGGCUCUUAGAGAAAAAUAUGAGAUUGCUGUUCGCUGCCAGUAUGAAGCAGAAAAUUUUGCAUCAAAGGUGAAUAACAAAAACAAAGUCUUGAAACGCCAGAGCCAAAUGCUGCUGGAUAAAGUCAGUGGUUUAAACGUUGUAGAGAUGAACUUUGAAGAUGAAACUGAUAACGUUGAAGAAAAUGAGUAUAUCAAAAAGCUAGAUCAGCAAAUUGAAGAUCUUGAGGAUCAGAAAAGUUCCUUGAGUGUAGAGCUGAAAGUUCUGAAGGAAGAUUAUGAAAUAGAACGAAGUGCUAAUGAAAAGCUUAGAGAGCAAGUAGAGUCUUUAAGAGGAGAAUUGAGCCAUGCCAAGAAAAACCUUGUCAUGCAAGAGAAGACACUGCAGCAACUGGCUAAAACUUCUGAAGCUGCUUACAGUGAAUACCAAAGUCUGCAGGAUCAGUUUGAAAAAGAGAUAACAAGCCGCACAACAGUUGAAAAAUUGGCUCAUAGUUUGUAUGCAGAAAGAGAGGCUGCUAGACGCCAAAGUGCCAUGCUGAUGAAGGACAUUGGCAACCAACACAAGCUGAUGGAAGCUUUGAUCCAGGUGGAAGAGCUGACAACAACAAUGGAAACUAUAAAAGCUGAUUUAAAUUACAAAAUUCAACUUUUGGAAUCAGAGCUCCAGUCUCAAAAAGAAAGUUCAGGACAAACCAGUUUAGAAGAAGAAAACAAUAACCUAAUACAGGAGAGAGAUUUACUUCAACAGAGACUAGAGGAAACAGAGAAGUUAUGUGAACAGCAAAGGUCACAAUAUGACAUGAUGAUGAAGAAAUAUGCGGAACUUGAAAAUAAAUACAACUAUGCAGUGGCUCCUCCCCCACCUCCUCCUCCUCCACCUCCACCAAUGAGCAAGGCUGGCGGUUUCCUUUCCAAAAUUACUGGUGGUGGAAGGAAAAAGCAAAGGGAAUUAGCCCAAAAAAGACUACAAUUAGGAGGUGCACCUGUCAAUGCUGACUAUAAUAAAGCAGUUGAGGAAAUGAUGAAACGUAUUCAGCAAGGAAAUAUUGGAUUAAGGCCUGUUUUGAAAAAAAGAACGGCACAAGAAACUACUUCUUUGCAAUCCUGUCCUGAAGAGGAUGAAGGAAGUGCUAUGAAAGAGCUCCAAGGCAUACUUACUAAAAUGAAGAAAUCAAGAAGUGAAGAAGACCUUUUGGUUUUUGAUACACCAACAGUUGAUGAAAAAUCAGAAUUGGGACAGGCUUUCCUAAAGAUACAAGCAAAACAAAGUGCUCCAGGAAGUGAUAAACCGAGACCAGCUCCUCGUAAGCUAUCUGUAAUAAAAGAUGAAGAAGAACAGUAAAUUAUUUGUUAAAAGCAUUUCUUUUUCAUGAGUUGUGUUGUGAUGAGAGAAAACUACAACUUCGAUUCUAAACAUUUUUCAUUACUUUUCACUGAAAUUAAAUAAAUAUUUUUCUAAACC
Messenger RNA from Physella acuta, 2007 nucleotides. RefSeq names its product shootin-1. Gene Ontology annotation, cellular component: cytoplasm; cell leading edge; axonal growth cone. The record is from RefSeq and is a predicted model, not a curated record. Gene Ontology annotation, biological process: neuron projection morphogenesis; positive regulation of neuron migration. Lineage: Eukaryota; Metazoa; Mollusca; Gastropoda; Physidae.